Messenger RNA from Cuscuta epithymum, 989 nucleotides. Lineage: Eukaryota; Viridiplantae; Streptophyta; Magnoliopsida; Solanales; Convolvulaceae. The record is from the annotation of a GenBank genome assembly.
CAAUUUCUUUGAGAGAUCACCGUUCUUUUCCCCUCAACUUCAGCUUCAGGGGGAGCCUUUAUGUAGGGGGAGUCAAGAAGCUUCAGUGAGUGUAGGUGAUUUAGAUUUUUUGAAUCUUAACUUAGAUAAUGAUAUUUCAAAUGAAAUCACCCCUCAUGAAUCUGCCAUAACUAAAAGUCCUGAUGAUUUACAACAUACUUCAAUAUAUGACAAGAGAUUUGGACAAACAUGCUCUAGAAAACGUCCACCGAAGGGUGUACAGCCAAACAUUCCCAUGCACAACCAAGACGAAUCCCCACAGACAGAUUGGGCAGGCUCGACCACAGACAGGAGAUCAAGAAGUGGAUAUUGCACAUUUGUAUGGGGAAAUUUAGUGACUUGGCGCAGCAAGAAGCAAACUGUGGUGGCUCGCAGUAGUGCUGAAGCAGAAUUUCGUGCUAUGGCUAACGGGAUUUGUGAAGGAAUUUGGCUCAAUCAAGUACUAAAGGAACUCCAUCUACCUCUAGAAUGUCCUAUAAAAUUGUAUUGCGACAACAAGGCUGCCAUCAGCAUUGCAAACAAUCCUGUACAACAUGAUAGGACUAAACACGUGGAAGUUGAUAGACACUUCAUCAAAGAGAAGAUAGAAAAUAGUAGUUUAUGCAUACCAUAUGUUCCAACUUCACAACAAGUGGCAGACAUCCUCACCAAAGGACUAUUCAAACCUAGCUUUGAUGGGAUUGUGAGCAAGUUGGGUUUAGUUGACAUAUAUACUCCCAACUUGAGGGGGAGUGUAGAUUUAGAUAGAUAUUCUGUCAAAUAAUGUGUAAUUAUCUUUGAUUUUGUUUCCUUAUUCUCAGGGAUCUAGUUUCCUUAUUCUUUCAGAUCUAGAUUCCAUAUUCUGUGAGAUUUAGUUUCCUGAGAAUAGAGUUUCCUUCUGAAGAGGAUUCUCCCUGUAUAUAUAUAGGGUCUUUGUACAUCUAUUAUAAUUCAGUAGAGUGAAGAUUCAU